UGGAGCCCUUUAAUUCAAAUCCGGCUACCUAAGGCAUUUUUAGGCCAGUGUUGCUUGUAGCUUUAAAUGCUCCCAGCAGCUCGUGAUGAUGUUUGAGGUGCAGUUUAGUUUAGAUGGGAUAAAGCUGUUUGGUUACAGUUAUCCUGAGCACGAAAGGCCCAGGGAUGUCUUUCAAGUUUCAUUAAUUUCGCUUUUAUUUAAGGAUCGGCAAGAUGCAACAUGCGUGAAUUUUUCCUAAUCAUUGGCUAUUUUCCACUAAAGCACUUCUUGACGUCUUAACACAGAUUUCAUUCCUAAAGUAAAUUUCAUCAUUCCCGACCAAAAUAGGAAGAGCGGUUAUCUUUACGUUAUUUUUUAAAGUAUGAAAUUAGGAGUGGGGAAGUGAUUAUGCUCUUUAAUAGCAGAUAGUAAGAAAGACGGAAAGUUUCUCAUACUUUGUGGCCUUUAUUUAAAUGGUAGAGUUUUGCUUUCUUUUGUUUAUUGCUUGCUUUCCCCCUCUUCCCUAUGAUCCACAAGUGUAUAUCCUGAUUUUUUUUUCCUUUUUAACGUACUGGCCCAGUCUUCCAGCCUGAUGCCUGCCCCUUGGUCUUCUGGGAGUCUCGCAUUAAUGUGGCACUCACGCUUGGCCCUUGACCUGGUGGCUGCUGGCCUGGCUGUUGGAAGGGCCAGCUGAGCAGGACCUCCUAGUGGGAGGCUUGGAGGACUGCUAUUAAGGAUGAUUGGGGUAACAGAGCCCAGGGCCUGGAGACGGAUUUUGAGGAGGAGGGUGGUUGGGAGCCUCCCUAGCUGGACUCAGAAGUCAAAACAUGUGUACUGAGAGACGGAAAUAACAGAGGGUCGCUGGAAUACUGUGUCUGUGGACUGUCACCAAAUCUCCUGGAGGAGCGGCUCCUUAAGAAAUAGGACAUAAGGUGGAGGGACUGUAAUGUCUGGUGAACAGAAACCAGGGAGGUACUAUGUGGGCGUGGACGUUGGGACAGGUAGUGUCCGUGCGGCUCUGGUGGACCAGAGCGGGGUCCUUCUGGCUUUCGCAGACCAGCCAAUUAAGAAGUGGGAGCCCCAGUUCAACCACCACGAGCAGUCCUCCGAGGACAUCUGGGCCGCGUGCUGUGCUGUCACAAAGAAAGUUGUGCAAGGGAUCGAUGUAAACCAAAUUCGAGGACUUGGGUUUGAUGCCACGUGUUCUCUGGUUGUUUUGGAUAAGCAGUUUCGUCCUUUACCAGUAAACCAUGAAGGGGAUUCCCGUCGAAACAUCAUCAUGUGGCUGGACCACCGAGCGGUCAGUCAGGUCCACAGCAUCAACGGAACCAAGCACCGCGUCCUGCAGUACGUCGGGGGGAUGAUGUCUGUGGAGAUGCAGGCCCCCAAGCUUCUGUGGCUAAAAGAGAACUUGAGAGAGACUUGCUGGGAUAAGGCGGGACAUUUCUUUGAUCUCCCGGACUUCUUAUCGUGGAAGGCAACAGGUGUCACAGCGCGGUCUCUCUGCUCCCUGGUGUGCAAAUGGACAUACUCAGCAGAGAAAGGCUGGGAUGACAGUUUCUGGAAGAUGGUUGGUUUGGAAGACUUUGUUGCAGAUAAUUACAGCAAAAUAGGAAACCAAGUAUUGCCUCCCGGAGCUUCUCUUGGAAAUGGGCUCACACCAGAGGCAGCAAAAGACCUUGGCCUUCCCGCGGGGACUGCAGUGGCAGCCUCACUCAUUGAUGCCCAUGCAGGAGGACUAGGAGUGAUUGGGGCAGAUGUGAGAGGGCACGGCCUCGUCUGUGAGGGACAGCCAGUAACGUCACGGCUGGCUGUCAUCUGUGGAACAUCUUCUUGUCACAUGGGGAUCAGCAAAGACCCGAUUUUUGUGCCAGGUGUCUGGGGGCCUUAUUUCUCAGCCAUGGUGCCUGGGUUCUGGCUGAAUGAAGGUGGUCAGAGCGUUACUGGAAAAUUGAUAGACCACAUGGUGCAGGGCCAUGCUGCCUUCCCUGAACUACAAGCCAAGGCCACAGCCAGAUGCCAGAGUGUAUAUGCAUAUUUGAACAGUCACCUGGAUCUGAUUAAGAAGGCCCAGCCUGUGGGUUUCCUCACUGUUGAUUUACAUGUUUGGCCAGAUUUCCAUGGCAACCGGUCUCCCUUAGCAGAUCUGACACUAAAGGGCAUGGUCACUGGAUUGAAACUGUCUCAGGACCUCGACGAUCUUGCUAUUCUCUACCUGGCCACAGUUCAAGCCAUUGCUUUUGGGACCCGCUUCAUUAUAGAGGCCAUGGAGGCAGAAGGCCACUCUAUCAGUACUCUUUUUUUGUGUGGAGGCCUGAGCAAGAAUCCCCUCUUUGUGCAGAUGCACGCAGACAUCACUGGCAUGCCCGUGGUCCUGUCGCAAGAGGUGGAAUCUGUCCUUGUGGGCGCUGCUAUUCUGGGUGCCUGUGCCUCGGGGGAUUUCACUUCUGUACAGGAGGCAAUGGCAAAAAUGAGCAAAGUGGGGAAAGUUGUGUUCCCAAGACGAGAGGAUAAAAAAUAUUAUGACAAGAAAUAUCAAGUAUUCCUGAAGCUGGUUGAACACCAGAAGGAGUAUUCGGCGAUUAUGAGUGGGGACUAAACAAGUCUUACAGGUGCUGAUGCCAGAAGGUUCUGUGUCAUUACAUUAGGGCCCUCUGUCAUUUUAUCUUAUAUUCAAAACCCUUUAGGUAUCAUUUCUAUAUUGUCUUUUAAUAAAGAAAACUGAGACAUGUGCAAUCAGAA
Messenger RNA from Microcebus murinus (gray mouse lemur), 2721 nucleotides. NCBI's taxonomy places the organism in Eukaryota, Metazoa, Chordata, Mammalia, Primates, Cheirogaleidae. The record is from RefSeq and is a predicted model, not a curated record.